Molecule: messenger RNA, 11799 nt
Organism: Cyphomyrmex costatus
Lineage: Eukaryota; Metazoa; Arthropoda; Insecta; Hymenoptera; Formicidae
Gene: uif
Product: sushi, von Willebrand factor type A, EGF and pentraxin domain-containing protein uif
Exons: 36
Coding region: 1-10716 (3571 amino acids)
Biological process (GO): Notch signaling pathway
Molecular function (GO): calcium ion binding; Notch binding
Source: RefSeq, a predicted model, not a curated record
AUGCUGAUAAGAGAAUUGGCGACCGUUUGGGUCGCCGUCCUCUUGUGCCAUCUUCAGCUAACGGAGUCUCAGGUAAGCGUUCCUACUACAAAUGUGUUUACCUGUCCAAACGGAUGGGAGCUGCGAGGCAUACACUGUUACAAAUUCUUCAACAUCAGGCAUUCCUGGGAAAAAGCGGCGGAAUUAUGCAGGAGAUACGGGAGCGAACUGAUGGUGGUAGAAUCGUACAACGAGAACAACAUGUCGGCGAACAUGAUCGGCCGGCAUUUGGAUCGUUACUGGCUGGGUCUCGCUUCGCUCGACUACUUACGUACCAACACACUCGAAUCUGCCGCGGGAAUGCUCGUCUCGCAAUACGCUGGUUUCUGGGCGUCUAAGCAACCGAAUCCUCUAUCAGGCGAAUGCGUGGACGUCGCCUUGACGGACAACCAGCAAACGUGGGAAUUGACCACGUGCGAGUCACUUCUUCCUUUCAUGUGUCGCGCCGACGCCUGUCCUUCCGGUUCGUUCCACUGCUCGAAUGGCAAGUGCAUCAACGCGGCGUUUAAAUGCGACAAGCAAGACGACUGCGGCGAUUAUUCCGACGAAUUGGACUGCCCGGCUAACUGCCACUAUUAUAUGGCAAGCAGCGGUGACGUCGUGGAAAGUCCAAAUUACCCGCAUAAAUAUGCACCCCUCAGCAAUUGUAAGUGGACGCUGGAGGGCCCUCAAGGACAUAAUAUUCUCUUGCAGUUUCAAGAAUUCGAGACCGAAAAGAGCUUCGAUAUAGUGCAGAUCCUCGUAGGCGGUAGAACCGAGGAGAAGUCUGUAAAUCUCGCGACUCUUUCCGGCAAGCAGGACUUCAGCAACAAGCUCUUCGUCUCAGCUUCGAACUUCAUGAUUAUAAAAUUCAGCUCCGAUGCCUCGGUAGAAAGAAAGGGCUUCCGUGCCUCGUGGAAGACCGAACCACAGGCCUGCGGCGGGAUUCUCAGAGCAACGCCGCAAGGACAAGUGCUUAUGUCCCCGGCAUAUCCCCAAAAUUAUCCCGGAGGAUUGGAGUGUCUGUAUAUCUUGCAGGCACAGCCAGGACGCAUAAUGUCUCUGGAAAUCGAGGACUUGGAUCUUGAAACAAAUCGGGAUUAUAUUCUUGUGAGGGACGGAGAUUCGCCUAUGAGCAAACCGAUUGCACGUCUCACUGGAAAAUCGGAAGACAAUCCAACAGUAAUCAUGUCUACAGGAAACAACUUGUAUUUGUACUUUAAAACGAGCCUCGGUGAUUCCAGGCGUGGCUUCAGCAUUCGCUUCACGCAGGGCUGCAAAGCUACAAUCAUUGCAAGAAACGGAACGGUUCAGUCGCCAUCUUACGGUCUCAAUUAUUAUCCUAAUAAUCAGGAAUGUUUGUACAAAAUCAAAAAUCCAGACAGAGGCCCACUGUCACUGAAAUUCACUAACUUCACCGUUCACAAGACCGAUUACGUACAAAUAUACGAUGGCUCCAAUACGAACGGUCUACGCUUGCAUUCCGGAAGCGGUUUCACCUCUAACACUCGACCUAAGAUCACGCUCACCGCGGAAAGCGGAGAAAUGCUCGUUAGGUUCGUCUCUGACGCUUUGCACAGCAACAUCGGCUGGCAGGCUAAGUUUUCUGCUGAUUGUCCCCCGUUGCAACCUGGCGAGGGAGCUUUAGCGUCCAGUCGGGACACAGCAUUUGGUACAGUAGUUACGUUCUCCUGUCCAUUGGGACAAGAGUUUGCCACAGGCAAAUCGAAAAUUUCCACGGUAUGUCUCCCCGGAGGAAAUUGGUCAGUUAUGUAUAUUCCUAAAUGCCAAGAGGUUUACUGUGGUCCAGUACCUCAAAUCGAUAACGGAUUCUCAAUUGGUUCUUCGAAUGUUACUUACCGUGGACUGGCAACCUAUCAGUGUUACGCAGGAUUCGCGUUUCUUUCCGGAAGACCGACGGAAAAGAUUUCUUGUUUGGCUGACGGAAGAUGGGAAAAAAAGCCAUCUUGCUUAGCAUCUCAAUGCGCUCAGUUACCAGAUGCACCUCAUGCUAACAUGACUGUCUUGAAUGGCAGCGGUCGAAGUUACGGCACGAUUGUUAGAUUCGAAUGCGAGUCCGGCUACGUUCGAAGCGGGCAUCCCGUCAUUCUUUGUAUGAGCAACGGUACCUGGUCCGACAGAGUACCAACAUGUUCGCGUGCUAAAUGUCCGUUACUACCUACGAUUAAAAAUGGAUUUAUUAUUGAUAUCGGCAAAGAUUAUUUCUUUGGCGAUGACGUUAGAGUACAGUGCAAUAAAGGAUACAAGCUAAUGGGAUCAAAUAUCAUACAAUGUGGUCCUUAUCAACGGUUCGAUAACGUGCCAACUUGCGAAGAUAUAAACGAAUGCACAUCGAGCCAAUGCGAUCUGGCGUCCACGGAGUGCAUAAACAAUCCUGGUGCGUUUACUUGUAAGUGUAAGUCGGGCUUUGCAUCGACAAUGGAGUGCCGGCCUAUCGGUGAUCUUGGUCUUAUCAACGGCGGCAUUCCUGACGAAUCGAUCACUGUUUCAAGCUCGGAAAAUGGAUAUACAAAAACUGGUAUUCGUUUGAAUAACGGUGACGGAUGGUGCGGCAACAACAUCGAGCGGGGUGCAAACUGGGUGACAAUUGACAUGAAGGCACCGACGAUUAUUCGCGGUUUCCGCACGCAGGUUGUAGCCAGAAUCGACGGAAAUAUCGGGCACGCAACAGCCGUGCGGAUGCAAUACACGAACGACUUGACGGACGUCUUCAUAGAUUAUGAAAAUAAUUACGAAAAUCCGGACGGUACGCCGGUGGAGUUCAGAAUACCGGACCCGAAGCUUUCCAUCCUGAAUCUACCAGUGCCGAUCGAAGCUCGCUACAUAAGAUUCAGGAUACAGGAUUACAAAGGUGCACCAUGUAUGAAGCUAGAGAUGGUUGGUUGCACCAGAUUGGAAUGCGCGGAUAUUAACGAGUGUGCCAUCAGAAACGGUGGCUGCCAUCAAAAGUGCAUCAACAGUCCCGGCAGUUACUCCUGCAUGUGCAACACGGGUUUUGAAUUGUACAAAGGCAAUGGUACGGCCGGAUUUAAUCUGGCGAAGGGAGAAACUGGCGAAAGGGAUGGCGAUUUAUAUCAGAGAAAUAAAACGUGUGUGCCAGUGAUGUGUCCGUCAUUGACGGCACCGGAGAAUGGAAAAUUAUUAUCAACAAAGGAGCAGCAUCACUUUGGCGAUCUCGUUAGAUUUCAGUGUAAUUUUGGUUACGUUUUAUCUGGAUCUUCGGCUGUAAUUUGUACCUCUUCCGGGAUUUGGAACGGAACUAUUCCCGAAUGUCAAUAUGCGAAAUGUGUAUCGCUACCAGACGGUAAAAGCGAUGGUCUUACCGUGAUUCGAAACGACAACACCAGCGUGCUGGUACCCUUCAAGCAGAAUGUCACUCUGAAGUGCGGUACCAACGGCCGCUACUUGCGCAAUACCGCGACAUCCAAUUUCCGACAAUGCGUAUACGAUCCUAAACCCGGUUUGCCCGAUUAUUGGCUGUCUGGUCUGCAGCCAGCUUGUCCUCGCGUGAACUGCGGCAAGCCACUUCCUACGCCCGGCGCCGAGUACGGCCAGUAUGAAGACACCAAUCAUCAGUCUUCCUUCUUUUUUGGCUGUCAAGAUACCUUUAAAUUGGCCGGUCAGACGAACCACAAUGACAACGUUGUGCGUUGUCAGGCGAACGGCGUUUGGGACUUUGGCAACCUACGAUGCGAAGGUCCGGUCUGCGAGGAUCCUGGCAGACCGAGUGACGGCUAUCAAGUGGCGCGUAGCUACGAACAGGGCUCGGAGGUACAAUUCAGCUGCAACAGACCCGGCUACAUUCUCAUUAGCCCGCGACCUAUCGUCUGCAUUCGCGAACCUGAGUGCAAAGUCAUCAGACCCCUCGGUCUGGCCUCCGGACGCAUUCCAGAUUCGGCGAUAAAUGCCACCUCCGAGAGACCGAAUUACGAAGCUAGGAACGUCCGAUUGAACUCGGUAACCGGCUGGUGCGGCAAGCAAGAGGCUUUCACUUACGUUAGUGUCGAUCUCGGUCGUAUCUAUCGAGUGAAGGCAAUCCUCGUGAAGGGCGUGAUCACCAAUGACAUAGUCGGUAGACCCACGGAGAUUCGUUUCUUCUACAAGAAAGGGGAGACCGAGAAUUACGUCGUCUAUUUCCCGAAUUUCAAUCUGACUAUGCGUGAUCCCGGAAAUUAUGGUGAAUUGGCAAUGAUCACCCUGCCCAAGUAUGUGGAGGCCCGUUUUGUGAUUCUCGGUAUCGUUAGCUACAUGGACAAUGCCUGUUUGAAGUUCGAGCUUAUGGGAUGCGAGGAACCAAAGAUCGAACCAUUAUUGGGUUACGAUUACGGAUACUCCCCCUGUGUAGAUAACGAAGCACCGGUCUUUCAAAAUUGCCCGCAACAACCGAUAGUUGUGCAAAAGGGAGCCAACGGAGAAUUACUGCCAGUGAAUUUCACAGUGCCAACCGCCGUCGACAACAGUGGCAGUAUCGCUCGAGUGGAAGUAAAGCCUCCAAGUUUCAAAACCCCCAUUAGAAUCUUUGAAGACACGUUCGUGAAAUAUAUAGCUUUCGAUUACGAUGGCAAUGUAGCUAUUUGCGAGAUCAACAUCACUGUUCCGGAUAUAACUCCACCGAAACUGAGCUGUCCCCAGAGUUACGUUAUCGAACUGAUCGAUCGACAAGAGAGUUACUCCAUCAAUUUCAAUGAGACGCGAAAACGCAUCAAUGCCACGGACUCUUCCGGUCCUGUAACGAUCACUUUUGUACCAGAACGCGCAGUGAUCCGAAUUGGCGAUUUUGAAAACGUCACGGUAUAUGCAACGGACAUCAGUGGAAAUAGGGCAGUUUGCCACUUCCAAGUUUCGGUCCAGGCAACGCCCUGCGUCGAUUGGGAACUAAAACCGCCAGCUAAUGGUAAUCUAAAAUGCAUUCCUGGAGACCAGGGAAUGCAAUGCAGAGCGACCUGCAAGGCUGGAUAUAGAUUCACCGACGGAUCACCCAUAAAAACAUUCGGGUGUGAUGUUAGCAAACGAUGGACACCUUCGUCAGUGGUACCUGACUGCGUUUCCGAAAAUACGCAACAGGCCGAUUAUCAUGUAACCGCCACUGUAACUUAUCGGGCGAAUGGCGUCGUUUCUCGAUCCUGCUUGCCGAUGUAUCAAGAUCUCAUGGCUCAACAUUACACGAGUCUUAAUAGUAUUUUGACUCAACGUUGCUCCUCUAUCAACGUGAACAUGAACGUGUCUUUUGUCAAAGCGAUGCCUUACCUGAUUGAAGAAAAUGUUCUUAAGAUGGAUUUUAUUUUGGUAGUCGUUCCGGCACAACGUCAAACGCAAUUGUACGAAUUUUGUGGCUCCACGUUGAGUCUGAUCUUCGAUCUAAAAGUUCCUCAUGCGAGCGCAGUUAUCGAGCCUCUAUUAAACGUUUCUGCGAUUGGCAAUCAAUGCCCGCCUCUCCGUGCUCUCAAAUCAUCCAUUAACAGGGGCUUCACGUGCAGCAUUGGCGAAGUAUUGAACAUGGAUACCAACGAUGUUCCCCGUUGUUUGCAUUGUCCUGCUGGAACCUUCGCCGGAGAGAAACAAAAGCAAUGCACAGCUUGUCCAAAAGGCUUCUAUCAGAACAGCGAUCGACAAGGUUCCUGCUUGCACUGUCCUUUCGGCACGUAUACAAAGGAGGACGGUUCCAAGAGCAUAGACGACUGCAUACCAGUCUGUGGUUACGGCACGUACUCACCUACCGGUCUUGUACCUUGCCUCGAGUGUCCCAGAAACAGCUACACCGGUGAGCCGCCUGUUGGAGGCUACAAGGACUGCCAGACCUGUCCGGCUGGAACCUUUACCUAUCAACCAGCUGCGCCCGGUCGCGAUCGUUGCCGCGCCAAAUGCUCGCCAGGCAUGUAUUCGGAUACGGGACUCGCUCCUUGCGCUCAGUGUCCCAAGAACUUCUUCCAGUCUCAGCACGGAGCGACCACAUGCGUCGAGUGUCCCACAAACAUGUAUACGGACGGACCUGGUUCAGUCGGCCGCGAAGAGUGCAAGCCUGUCCAGUGCACCGACAGCGUAUGUCAGCACGGCGGUCUCUGCGUGCCAAUGGGACAUGGUAUACACUGCUAUUGUCCAGCUGGCUUCUCUGGAAGACACUGCGAGAUCGAUAUCGAUGAGUGUGCGUCUCGACCGUGCUAUAACGGUGCCACUUGUAUAGAUAUGCCGCAAGGCUACAGGUGUCAAUGCGCCUCCAGCUAUUCUGGCAUUAACUGCCAAGAAGAGAAAUCAGAUUGUACAAACGACACGUGUCCGGAAAGAGCUAUGUGCAAGGAUGAGCCUGGAAUUAAUAAUUACACAUGUCUCUGCCGAUCCGGAUAUACUGGAGUUGAUUGUGACAUCACUAUAAAUCCUUGUACGGCGAGUGGAAAUCCUUGUAAUAACGGCGCAACUUGCGUGGCUCUUCAGCAAGGUCGCUACAAAUGCGAUUGUCUGCCAGGGUGGGAAGGUCAAAGCUGUGAAAUCAAUACCAACGAAUGCGCUGAGCGACCUUGCCUACUUGGCGCCAAUUGCACUGAUCUAAUCGCUGAUUUCUCCUGCGACUGCCCACACGGAUUUACUGGCAAACGCUGCCAUGAGAAGAUUGAUCUCUGCUUGGGCAAUCCUUGUCUAAACGGAAUUUGCGUGGACAAACUCUUCAGCCACGAGUGCAUUUGCCAUCCGGGAUGGACCGGUGCAGUCUGCGAUACGAAUAUCAACGAGUGUGCAUCUAGACCGUGCCGACACAACGGUCAAUGCGUCGAUCUUAUCGACAAUUAUGCCUGCACUUGCGAGCCCGGUUACACGGGCAAGCAAUGCCAACAUACGAUCGAUAACUGCGCAUCGGAUCCUUGUCAGAACGGAGCCACGUGCAUAGAUCAGCUGCAAGGCUUCACCUGCAGGUGCAGACCUGGCUUUGUCGGACUGCAGUGCGAAGCGGAACGCGACGAAUGUUCGAGCGAUCCUUGUAAUCCAGUUGGCACUGACCGCUGCAUAGAUCUUGAUAAUACCUUCGUCUGCAGUUGUCGCGAAGGUUACACCGGACCGUCUUGCGAGAUCAACAUAGACGACUGCGCGUCAGAUCCGUGCCUGAACGGCGCAACAUGUAGAGAUGAAAUUGGUGGUUUCAAGUGCAUAUGUCCGGAGGGAUGGAGUGGAGUGUACUGUCAAAUGGAUGUUGGCAUGUGCCAGAACCGACCUUGCCAGAACGAUGCCAACUGCGUGGAUUUGUUCCUGGAUUAUUUCUGCGUUUGCCCGUCUGGCACCGACGGCAAGCAGUGCGAAACGGCACCGGAACGCUGCAUCGGAAAUCCAUGCAUGCACCACGGCCGCUGUCAAGAUUUUGGUUCCGGCUUAAAUUGUACUUGCUCUAAUGAUUACACCGGUAUUGGCUGUCAAUACGAAUACGACGCCUGCCAAGCUGGCGCUUGCAAAAACGGAGCCACUUGCAUCGAUGAAGGUCCCGGAUAUACCUGCAUAUGCCCUCCAGGAUAUACUGGUCAAACUUGCGAAGAAGAUAUAAUUGAUUGUAAAGAGAAUUCAUGUCCACCAUCGGCAACUUGUAUCGAUCUCACAGGCAAAUUCUUCUGCCAAUGUCCAUUCAACUUAACUGGUGACGAUUGCAGAAAAUCUAUCCAAGUGGAUUACGACUUGUACUUCAGCGAUCAAGGACGCAGCAGCGCUUCGCAAGUCAUUCCAUUCUUCACUAACUCCGCAAAAAGCCUGACUAUUGCUAUGUGGGUGCAGUUUACGCAAAGAGACGAAGGUGGAAAUUUCUUCACUCUUUAUAGCGUUAGCUCCCCACACGUUCCAACGAACCGAAGACUUAUGAUCCAAGCACAAAGUAAUGGUGUUCAUGUAUCUCUCUUCCACGACUUACAAGACGUCUACCUACCAUUCGGAGAAUACGCGACCAUAAACGACGGACAAUGGCAUCACAUUGCUUUUGUAUGGAACGGUGAAAAUGGCGGAGAACUCAUUUUAAUCACAGAAGGUCUCAUUGCAAGCAAGACCGAGGGUUAUGGCAGCGGCAGAUCACUCCCAGCAUACGCAUGGACAGUAUUAGGAAAACCACAGAGCGAGAAUACAAAGAGUUACACAGAUUUAGGCUUUCAAGGUCAUCUGACCAAGGUGCAAGUCUGGGGUCGUGCGUUGCAUGUGACAAAUGAGGUUCAAAAGCAAGUUCGCGACUGUCGUACAGAACCAGUUCUCUAUCAAGGACUAGUGUUGACAUGGGCGGGAUACGACGAAACCGUGGGUGGUGUCGAAAGAGUCGUGCCAUCGCAUUGUGGACAGCGUGUGUGCUCGCUCGGUUACGGUGGCAGUAGAUGUCAACAACUCGAGGUAGAUAAGAUCUCGCCCGAAGUAAGGGGUUGUCCAGGCGAUCUUUGGGUAAUCGCUCAGAACGGAUCAUCGAUCGUUACUUGGGACGAGCCACAUUUCAGCGACAACGUUGGCAUCGUAAGAGUUCAGGAGAAAAACGGACACCGAUCCGGGCAGACUCUAAUGUGGGGUACUUAUGACAUCAGUUACGUGGCUUAUGAUCAGGCUGGAAACUCGGCUACUUGCAACUUUAAAGUUUACGUGUUGUCCGAUUUUUGCCCGACACUGAAAGAUCCUGUCGGUGGUACGCAACAAUGCAAAGACUGGGGUUCGGGAGGUCAAUUCAAGGUCUGCGAGAUUUCCUGUAACGCCGGACUUCGGUUCUCACAAGAGGUCCCCAAAUUCUACACGUGCGGUGCAGAAGGCUUCUGGAGACCUACCAGUGAUCCCAGUCUACCUUUGAUAUAUCCAGCUUGUACGAGUGCUACGUCAGCCCAAAGAGUUUUCAAGAUUAGGAUGAAUUUCCCUACAUCGGUGCUCUGCAACGAAGCCGGUCAAGGUGUACUCAAACAGAAGGUUCGAAAUGCCGUAAACUCCUUAAACAGAGACUGGAACUUCUGUUCGUAUUCUUACGAAGGAACUCGCGAAUGCAAGGAUCUUCAUAUUGACGUACAAUGCGAUCAUCGCACUCGUACAACGAGAGAAACGAGCGAAGAAGAUGGUGGAACGUACGUCAUUUCCGCUGUUGUACCUGCAGAACCAACGAGAAAGGGUCGCCAAGGCAGUGACACUUACGAAGUGGAGAUCUCGUUCCCAGCGAUAAACGAUCCAAUCCUGAACGCCAAUUCAAACGAACGCUCUACUGUGCAAAUGUUGCUCGAAAGAUUGAUCCUCGAAGAAGACCAAUUCGAUGUUCAUGAUAUUCUACCUAAUACCGUGCCGGAUCCCGCAUCUCUCAUUCUGGAAUCCGAUUACGCCUGUCCCAUUGGUCAAGUUGUUAUGGCACCGGAUUGUGUACCAUGUGCGGUAGGAACAUUCUAUGAUGAAGAAGCGCAACAAUGCGUGUCCUGUCCUGUGGGCACUUAUCAGAGCGAGUCCGGGCAAUUAAAAUGCAAUUCUUGUCCGAUAAUCGCUGGUCGUCCCAGUGUGACUGUGGGUCCUGGAGCGCGUAGCGCAGGGGACUGUAAGGAGCGUUGUUCUGCCGGCAAAUACUACGACGACCUAGGCGGUCUCUGUCGUAGCUGCGGCCAUGGAUUCUAUCAGCCAAACGAGGGUAGUUUCUCCUGCCAGCUGUGUGGCCUUGGAAAGACCACGAGAACAGCCGAGGCUGUGUCGAAGGAAGAAUGCCGAGACGAGUGUGGGUCUGGACAGCAGUUAGCCAUCGAAGGAAAAUGCGAACCUUGCCCACGCGGCACGUACCGAACUCAAGGAAUACAGGCAUCCUGCCAAGCGUGUCCGCUCGGUAGAACGACCCCGAAUAUGGGAUCAGCGGCGAUCGAGGAAUGCUCGCUUCCGGUUUGCGAACCUGGAACUUUCCUCAACGGCACCCUUAACGAAUGUGUGGAAUGUAAGAAGGGAACUUAUCAAUCGGAACCACAGCAAACCUUCUGUAUUCCGUGCCCACCGAAUACUAGCACCAAAGGAUCUGCUGCUACAAACAAAGCCGAUUGCACGAAUCCUUGCGAAACUAGCGGCGAGGAAAUGCACUGCGAUGCAAACGCAUACUGUCUACUCAUACCUGAAACUAGCGAUUUCAAAUGCGAGUGUAAGCCCGGAUACAACGGUACCGGAACUGUUUGUACGGACGUAUGUCUGGGCUACUGCGACAAUGAGGGCGUCUGCCUGAAGGAUUCUCGCGGGCAACCUUCAUGCAGAUGCAGCGGUAGUUUCACAGGCAAACAUUGCAUGGAGAAGUCUGAAUUCUUCUACAUCACCGGUGGCAUAGCGGGAGGUGUUAUCCUGAUCAUUCUCGUGGUGCUCCUCGUCUGGAUGAUAUGUGUCAGAGCGUCGAAAAAGAAAGAGCCUAAAAAGAUGCUGACUCCGGCAACCGAUCAGAAUGGCUCUCAAGUAAAUUUCUAUUAUGGUGCGCCAACACCAUACGCCGAGUCGAUAGCGCCGUCACAUCAUAGCACGUAUGCACAUUAUUACGAUGACGAGGAAGACGGCUGGGAAAUGCCUAACUUCUAUAACGAAACUUACAUGAAAGAGAGCUUGCACAACGGAGGCAAGAUGAACAGUCUUGCCCGAUCAAAUGCCAGUAUUUACGGCACGAAAGACGAUCUUUACGACAGACUGAAGCGCCACGCGUAUACUGGUAAAAAAGAUAAGAGCGACAGCGACAGCGAAGGCCAGUGACCGGGUAGAACAAUGACUUACACGCCAACAUAGAAUACGAAAAAGCGGGAGAUAUCAGUGUAAUCAGACGGAGUGACGACAAUAUCUCAUCCUUCGAGCGACGUCGUCGUCGUUGCGCCUUGACCGAUCGACGGAUCUUAUUAUUUAUUACAUUACCAUUCUGUAUGACGUCGCGCGAAAUCUGCGAUCUGAUCACGCGACCGGAUAUGAAGAAAGAGAGAGAAAGAAAGAGCGAAAGAGGCCCGAUCGAAAUCGCGAGAUCUCGCGUCGACGCAAAAGAUGCGCUUCGAUCGACAACUGCGGCGAGUGACGCAAACGCAAGAGUCCUGGAACGACGAUCGGCAAACCGUGCACCGAUUGUCGCUUCGGCACGCUCGAAAAAAACGGCAAAUUCGAGGUAUACCGGAGAACCGCAAAAGAGAGAGAGAAAAAAAAAACACAGAAAAUGGAAUCCGUCUUUCGAAGUGAAAUUCGAUGCGUGUUCAAUGAUUAAGGAGACGCGCGAGGUUGUAUUUUUUUUGUAAUUUAAUAGAAUGUUAAGGACCCCCCAGUCACACAUCACCCAUUUCUACUCCCCAUUCUCUCUUUUUAUUAACUCAUACCAAUCGACGGUGCGUACGUGAGAGAAACUGUGUGCUUGUAUGUUAAUAUAACUAUAUACGUACGUGGAUUUAUAUUUUGUUACUCUGAAGGUAUACGCAUCACGUUGUAAUAUAAUAGUGUGCGACAAGCGCAAUAAAUGGAGAAGUUUAACGAGAUUUCAAGUUUGAUUUCGGCAACUGGAAGACAGAAAGGAGCGAGGAAAAGAGUCUCAUCGUGGGGAAACCUCGCAACGCAACGCCGAGAGAACCACGUUCAUUCACGAUGACCAAAAGACAUUGAACAUUUACAUUCAGUGUAUUUUUUCACGUGACGAUAUCUCUGUAAAAAAAAAAAAAAAACAAAGGUAAAGAAAUAUGUAGAGUCGCCCAGUGUGACAAACGAUACUCUGUGCCUGCGCGGCGAGCGUGCACAAACGAUGCCUACCACGCUGUUUUCCAUUUAUGUUGUAAAAACUUUAACAAAUAGUUGUUUUUUUAUUAA